CGUUGGGAGUCAGAGCAUGCGCGUGAGAGUGAGAUUUGGACUGAGCAACAAAUUUGAAUCAGAAUUUCCUUCUUCAUUAACUGGAAAAGUCGCUCCUGAAGAAUUCAAAGCCAGCAUCAACAGAGUUAACAGUUGCCUGAGGAAGAACCUUCCUGUUAACGUGCGGUGGCUGCUUUGUGGCUGCCUUUGUUGCUGCUGCACUUUAGGGUGCAGUAUGUGGCCAGUUAUUUGCCUCAGUAAAAGAACACGAAGAUCGAUUGAGAAGUUAUUAGAAUGGGAAAACAAUAGGUUAUACCACAAGCUGUGCUUGCACUGGAGACUGAGCAAAAGGAAAUGUGAAACGAAUAACAUGAUGGAAUAUGUCAUCCUCAUAGAAUUUUUACCAAAGACACCGAUUUUUCGACCAGAUUAGCAUUUACUUUAUUUAUAGAGACUUUCCAAGUAUGUUGUCUUUCCAACGGUGCCUUGCUCGGUGCUCUCCUGCUGGUGACGUAACAUUGGUUCUACAGAAUCAUGUGGUGUUUGUUUUUUUAAAUAAGUGCAUGUUUUCUGUGUGCAUAUUUGUCAAACUUCGCAAGUUAUUUCAUACAGAUGUUUAAUACUUAAGUUAUUGUGCUCUUUUCUGUUAUGUAUUCUGAUUUUCAAGAAUUACUUUUUUGUAUUCUCAAAAAAAUACAUUUGAACUUAGCAUAAAAAGUGGCCAGCUUUUUUAUUUUAUCACCAAGGUACAUGCAGCCCUUUAUUUAUAAAUUCCUUAAUAUAGGAAAACACCUUUGUAAGGCUCUACUUAUCUAUCCUAGCAAACAGACUCUUUGUAUUAUUUUUCUUCUCUUUAAUAAUUAUUUUAAAAUAAUAAUUUUUCUUUAAUAGUCUUUUGGAAUACAGCAUACCCUUUCUCAUACAAUUCCUAAUGCUUUGUUUACAGCAGAUAUAUCUGUUAAUAUUAUGAAGACCUGUCAAAAAUUUUAAAAAUAUUUCUGUCUUCAAAGGUAGUAAGGCAGGAUUAUUUUUAUUAGACUAGAUAAAUCAGUGAAUGGUAUGCAUGCAUGUAAUGGUUACUAGAGCUCAGGAUCACAAAGUAUAGUAGCAUUACAAUCUGUAUAUUUUUUAUCAAGAUGAUAUUGAUAAUGGCCUUACUUGGGUUAUUUUUAUUGUUCACCAAAUCUUACAUACAAAAGUAUGGAAGUAACUUCUUUUAAAAAUUUCUAAGAAAAAUAUUUCUCCCAUUCUAUCACAGUUGUAGAAUGAAUGUGUUUCUAAAGAGUUUUGAAAAGAAAGAAAAGUUCUAGAAUCAAAAGUAAGCUGGUAUUCAGUACCCCACUGAUAUUUAGAAUGAUUAUUCCUAAGAAAUGGAGGACAUUUUAGUACUGUGUUUGCCCACCCAUUCACUUUCAGUCUCUUUAUAACACUCCUUUGAUUGAGAGUGACGUACAGGUUCGAGUCAGAUUAGCUUAUUGCUUUUAAAUACACAUGCACACUUACACAUGUACACAUACAUAUUUUUUCUCCUUUUGGUUGUACAUAUCUCCAUGCAUUUUUAAACUUUUAAAAUUUCUGAAUGACCUCUGUAUAAAUUUUUGUUUUUAUAAGCCUGCAAUUAUACAAGUUUUAAUGUGUGUCAAGAACUUGUUCCUUGCAACUGUGGUAUCGAGCAAUAAUGUGAAUAACUUUUGAAAUUAUAUAAACUGUGCUUAAUAAUUUGUAUUAAGAAUUGGUACCACUAUACAAUACCUUUUUUUCUUGUAUUAAAUCUUUUAAAUACCAGUUUCAUUAGUUUAUGUAAAUGUAUUUUUAAAAAAUAUAUUUCUUUGUACUUCUCCAAAGUACUGUACUUCUAUAUAAAUUUGAAUGCCAGUAUCAUAUACCCUGUAUCCUAAUGUCAUGUAUCAGACAUUAGGAACUAUCUUAAAAUUAGUAUUUAAAAAAUUA
Chinchilla lanigera (long-tailed chinchilla) is the source of this 1929-nucleotide messenger RNA. It is a transcript of the gene Chic2, whose product is annotated as cysteine-rich hydrophobic domain 2. NCBI's taxonomy places the organism in Eukaryota, Metazoa, Chordata, Mammalia, Rodentia, Chinchillidae. The record is from RefSeq and is a predicted model, not a curated record. The transcript has 6 exons. Bases 17 to 412 code for a protein of 131 amino acids.